Messenger RNA from Orbilia oligospora ATCC 24927, 1296 nucleotides. RefSeq lists its product as uncharacterized. Bases 1 to 1296 code for a protein of 431 amino acids. The record is from RefSeq and is a predicted model, not a curated record. The transcript has a single exon. NCBI's taxonomy places the organism in Eukaryota, Fungi, Ascomycota, Orbiliomycetes, Orbiliales, Orbiliaceae.
AUGCACUUUGUGAGUCUCAAAAUCCUAAUUUCACUUCUAGGGCUAUCUGAAGAUGUUUCAGCCUGGUAUCAAUUAAACGUCUUUAGAGAUCGCCAAGAAUACUGGCAGAAACCUCUCUCGCUUCGACAAUUUGGAAAACCGUCACCGCCGAUGACAUCAACCGAAGAAUGUCGUAUGGUCGCGAGAAAUAAAGCGAAGGCGCAGCUAGAUGCGGUUACGAUUUGGAACCGACAGUAUCAGAAUGUUCAAACCAGAGCAGUCGCAUUUUAUGCUCAUAUCGACUGUAACCGCCGUUCACUCGACGCAAAAGUACGGGCUGGUGUUGAUCCGCUUCCUCUCCUGAUUAUCGUUUUGGAUCCAAAUCAAUUGGGUGGCCUUCACAUUGCAGCCUUAAGCCAAGUCGGAAUCUUCAUUAAUCCGGUUGCCUUCCAGGCAUUUGAUAUCGAGACUGCGAUAUCCCCGAAAGGUAUUCUACAAGAGUUUGCCGGCAAAGAACUAAUAGGAUCAAUCUUUGUUUGGAACAAAACAUUGCAGUCUUAUGAAACUUCUACCGCGUACACGAUCCAGCACGUGCAACUUGGCCGAUGGGAACAACUUGGUGGCGACACUGCCAUUUACGCCUACAUGAAAUUGGAGACUGAAAAGACCCUUUUAGGAGGACCAGCUGAUGAUCUUAUCCUGGCAAAAAUACACGAAUUCCAAUUGCUUGAGCUAGGUCCUUAUCUUGGAUAUCGGGGAGAUCUAGAUCUCGGGAUAGUGGCAACAAACCAGCCUCUGGUAUCAGAAAGACUGAUCGGGGAUUUGGAUUUGGGUACCAGACCUUCCCAAGUUACAAGCCCUAGUCACCAGCCUGAAAUUAUUGCCGUAGAGAAUACACCUCCGGAUGUGUGGAGGGUCCCUGAGACCAUGCUUUUGCCGGAUGAAUUGGAACAAGACGCCAAACUCUUCGAUUUGAAUUUUGGCAGUCCUCUAGUAUCAGACCUGUUUCGUAUUAAUAACCAGGCUCUGGAUCCAUCGAGAGCUAGAGUAAUGAGUGCUAGCGGGGAGGCUGACUCUCUUCUCGAUUUCUCUGAUACGAUUUUACAAGAAGCAUUAUAUGAACAAAAUCUACCGAACGCCCCAGCCUCUGAAAAUGAUAUUAUCCUAGAGGCAUUUGAAAACGGAUUUUGUUCUAGGUUUGCACUUGAUGAAGCUGAGACAACUCUCGAGGUCCACUUCUUCGGCGACUUUUACCGACCUACGAUACAUCAUUUGAUAAAGGAAAGUGGUUGGCUGGGAUUGUUACUAAAUGAAUAA